ACCCUUGACUGUAUUUCAGAAAAGUGUGAGGAGUAAGAUCCUGUCUGGCUAAGGUAUAGGUUUCCAAACCUAGAUCCUUUGUUCUGAAACCAAAGACCUUGCCCUGGGGAAGGGUGUGAAGUAGUACAAGCAACAAGAUGGAGUCUCACCCAGCAUCCUUUUUUGUUUUGUUUUUGUUUUUUAGCAGCUUGAUACCCUGGGCCUAAAGCAAGGUUGGGUGCUUUAGCCUAGGGUUCUCCAGAAUGAUUUCUAAUGAGAAUUGGAAAGAGAUGUUGGCAGCAACCAUGGAAGGCAGCAAUGAGAAAGUGGCUGCCAGUCUGGCUCCCUGGUGCCACAGAUAGGUCUUUGGAGACCUUGUCUUCACUGCUGGAGAUACAGAAGGACACCAUUGGUCAGGCUGCCUUAUGUCUAAACAGACCAGGUCUACAUGCAGCCCUAAAAGAUAGAACAAAAUGCCAAACCAAAUGGCACCCCGUACCCCAGAGUCUGCCUGUUCCACCUACUUGUGGGGGAACCAGUUUCUACUCAGCAGCUGAGGUCUUAGGAGGAAUUCUAGCCAUAGGGAAGCCAGUACCAAGUGAGAAUAUGCAGCCAACCUCCGAUAUCUCUUGUUUGGAAAACAGCAGAAUGGUUAGCAGAGAUGAUGCACCAGGCAAGCAGAGAUGAGGGGUGGGCCUAAGACUGAGAACCUAAAAGAAAAAGUCCUGCUCUUAAAAGACCUCAUGCACUAGCCAUAUCUUGUUUCACAACAGUGUAUCAGGGACUUGCAGCCAAGUCGGUAGCCGUGGUGGUAAGGACUGUCAUCAGGGUAGGUUUAGGGUACUACUGAGAAGCUAUGACCACUUUGGUACAAGGAUGGGGUCAAUAAGAGCCUCUCCUAGAGAGGGAACCCCUAGGGCUGUGGGGCCCAGAGUGAGAAGAUAGGAAAUAAGGUUGACUUUAUGGGCACAUGCUCACACAAAUGUAUACACACACUCAAUGGUGGUGGUAUUUUGAUGUGCACACCCACACAUUGACUUGCCUGCUGGUUAGGAUCGGGUCAAGAUGGACCCCACUUAUUGCCCUUGGCAGUGUAGUCUGAGUUUUUCCUAUACUGGCUGGAGCUCCUCCAAAACCUGGUCCCUCUGUCAGCAGGGAGUUGACUCCCCUGAGGUCAGGCCUGGGAGAAGCCUAAUAGAUUCCUAAGGUCUCACAGCAUACUUGCCUCUGGACAUUGACUGCUCACUGGGGAGCCUUGGUGACCUCAGAGCUUGGAUAUUCCCAGGAGCCCUCUGAAGGUUGUUCCCAGAGCAUCUGAGACUCCAGCUUCCUAGAGGCAGCUUGUGACACAGAGUCACACUCUACACGGAACACGUGGACUUUGCCCUCAGCAGCUCUUCCUCUUCAGCACCUCAUGCCCUCUACAGGACCCUUCAGAGGACACCCUCCUUAAGUACCCACCUCCUCUCUGGACCUUCAUUUUCCUUUGAGCCCCUAAUUCCCUGGGCCCCAUUUUUAAUUACUAGUAACCAUAAGAAUUAGGCAGGAGAACCUCAAUUCUUCCAAUGCUCAGGCCCCCUUCCUCUGAUAGGACAUUGUCCUCAGGUUCCCACAAUCCCCCAUAUCUUAGCUCCCUUCAAAGUUGGCCUUGAUCAUAAAGAUACCUAAGAGCAAAAUUGUGGCAGCCUUUGGGGAUCUGGACCAUUGGGUGGUCAGUGGGUACUUUUGGGUAGUUGAGUACAGCUAUUCCUUCUAUCCUCAUGAGGUCCCUCCCAGCAACAUCUCCCCACAAUCCUAUGUGGGGGCUCCCAUCUCAGGACCCCACAAUUCAUUGUGCUUGGCCAGAAGACAACUAAAUCUCGGGGAUAGGGAAGAACUGGCUUGGCCAAAGUGGGCAGAGAAGAGAAAAGACCACCGGUGUUAUUGUGUCUGGUCAGCAAGACCAUCUCAGCUCAAUGGCCCUGGAGCAGGCCAAGGACUGCCUAUGCGCCUGCUCACAGCGUCCAGUUCAUCCCACUCCAGUGUGGCACUCCCUACCCCAUCCCUAGACACUCCUUGUCCAUCAACUGUUUUUUACCAACACAUCUACUGUGUCACCUGGGCAAAGCUUCUCGAGAUUCCAUCUUUCCAAGAACACCUGAUCCUUCCUGAAGUCUGGAACAAUCAGCCAGCUCCUGGAUGAACACACACAUCGUACCUUCCAUUCCCACGUACACAGAAGAGGUGCGCCAGCUGGACCGGUACCACAGAAGGCUGUUGGCUGCUGGCCUGUGGAGGAACACCUGCCAGGUGGAGCAUAGGCUGGGCCGGACCUGAAGGAGGGGGAACAAGUCAGCCUAGAGGCGCAGAGCUUUGCUGUGACCAGGGAAGAGGAUCAUGCCCAGGAACUGCUGACUCCUGGCUACCAGCUCAGAAUCAUGUCAUCAGGCCCGCGGGUGUGGUAUACAGCUCACCGCCAGAGCAGCUCCACAGCCACGGUGCCCAGGUCGCCCGGCCCAGUUGGGAGCCCCAGGUCGCCCGGCCCAGUUGGGAGCCCCAGGUCCCCUGGCUCAGUUGGGAGCCCCAGGUCCCCCAGUACUCCUGGCUCAGAGAAGGUGGCCUCCCCACUAGAGUGUUCCAUCUGCUUCUCAGGCUAUGACAACAUCUUCAAGACACCCAAGGAGCUCUCCUGUACUCAUGUCUUCUGCCUUGAGUGUUUGGCUAGGCUGGCAGCUGCCCAGCCUGCAGGCCAUCCUGGCAGAGAAGCUGUACCCUGCCCAUUCUGCCGGCAGCCCACCACUGUACCUGCUGCUGGGGCUCCUGCGCUGCGUACCAGCCGUCAGCUGCAGGCCAAGAUGCCAGUGCACUUGCAGAGAGAGGAGCCCGUGUGGCUUGAGGGCACCAAACUGUGUUGCCGCCCCUUGUCCACUACUUCUGGCCAAGGGGCCAGUGACUUUGUGUGUGUGGAUGUAGGCCUGAGCAAACCAGCGGAACCCACACUGCCUGCACCUGUCCAGGACCCCCCUGAACCCAGGCGAGGCUGGCUGGCCCGCUGCUGGACACGGUUUGGAGACUGGCGUCAGGUAGCACUGAUUUCUGUGCUGUUGCUGUUGUUAUUUUGUGUGGUCCUCUGGCCUGUGCACUGUGCAUUCAAAACUGGAAAUCUGCGCUGCAUUAACCGGCCAUCUGUAGUCACUGCCACUGUCACUUCGACUACUGACACGCUCUUUUUUGGGCUCCUAGCCAACAAAUAGGGUCAACACUUCAUUCAGGCCAACUGUCCCGCUUGCUCCAUGGAUGGAUCCUGACCUAACAAGGUCAAGGACACAGCAGCUUUGGGAGUUGGUUUCCCAGAACCAAAGACACGUAUGUGUCCCUCACUCUCUAGGGCUAGGUGCCAAUAGGAAGAAAAAGGUCUUCAAAGCCUCUAAGAAAUACAGGCGUCUAAGGGCUCCAGAAACUGCCCUCUGACCCUGUCAUACAGAUGGGGAAAGGAACCCAGGACCUUCCUGGACACACCGAAGUCCCCAAAAGGCAGAAGUUUGCCAUCCUUUUUUUUUUUUUAAUUAAAUUUAUUUAUUUUAUACCCUGACUGAAGUUUCCUCCCCCGCUCCCUUCUUUCUCAAGACAUUUUACCAGGGUCUUUCCUAGUUCCUUUCUUUGGGAAGGGCUGGACCCUUCCACUCAGUGGAGACACUG
This is a messenger RNA of Chionomys nivalis (European snow vole), 3657 nucleotides long. RefSeq names its product ring finger protein 223 (gene Rnf223). Gene Ontology annotation, biological process: protein ubiquitination. Bases 2397 to 3212 code for a protein of 271 amino acids. The record is from RefSeq and is a predicted model, not a curated record. The transcript is spliced from 3 exons. Gene Ontology annotation, molecular function: ubiquitin protein ligase activity. Lineage: Eukaryota; Metazoa; Chordata; Mammalia; Rodentia; Cricetidae.